AUGGCUGACCACGAAAUAGGAAGUGAAACUCUUGUCAAAAAUGUUAAAAUAACUCGUGGUGAAAAUGCAGAAGUAGACUUUGAAAUAGACGCAACCGAAGAUGAUUUCAUACACGAUGAGUUGGGCAACAAAAUACGAUUCGGAGACAUUUAUAAACGAAAGAAAUCGAUCAUAAUUUUUGUUCGGCAUUUCUUAUGUUUCUGUGCAAAGGACUAUGUGGAAGACUUGAGACUUGUUUCUGAAGAAUCAUUACAAAAAGCAGAUGUUCAGUUAGUUGUGAUAGGAUGUGCUCCAUGGGAGUCAAUAAAGAGAUUCAGAUAUGAUACUGGAUACAAAUAUGAACUCUAUUGUGAUCCUGAGAGAGUGAUCUAUAAAAAGCUUGGAUAUGCAGAACAUAACACCAUUGGUUAUAUCAAAGAAAGCAAGCAUAUUAAGUCGGGUUUGAUGACAGGGAUUCUCAAGAGCACAUGGCGAGCAAUGCAAGCGAGGGAUUGGCAGGGGAACCCAAAACAGCAGGGUGGAUCUUUUGUUGUGAAAGCAGGUGGGGAGAUCAUUUUCUCUCAUAUUGACAAGGCUGGUUCUGACCAUGUGGCCAUCAACACGUUACUCAAAUCUGCCGGUGUUCAAGAAGUCAGUUUUCCAAAAGAUGGGAGGGUGAUACACCUUUAAAACUGCCAUGGUGUUUUCGAAUAUAUUCUGCCACAUUUGCGUGAUUCAGGACUUAUAAAACUUGGACACAGUGCUAGAGAUUGACACACCGGGAAUACAUGUUUCUUAUAUGAUGGUGUGUGCUUCAUGCAUGAUAUGUGGGCACUCAAGAGGACUCUCCAAAUUUGGUAAUAAUGUUGACUUUCAUAAAGUGCUUUCCACUGACCUAGUAUAACAUCUGUAUUGACUCACGCUUCCCGUUCUUGAUCAAUCACAUGUAUGUGACAGGUGCCUUAUAAUAGAAUGUAUCUUCUCCUUUACUUUGGAUGCACCCCUCUGAACCCCAAUUUUCAUUAUUGAUUUUAAAAGAAAGUUUUGUAUCUCUUCUUUUUUCUUGUCACACUCCGAAUUUUCGGUCGGAAAUAUGUGUGCUUCUUCUGUCUCUGUUUCUUAACCUUUUUUUGUGUUCUUUCAUAGUUUUUAUAGCAUCAUAAUUUUAUUGUCCGCACAAGUCACUAUAUUGUCUCAUACCACCCGCUGGACAGCCUGUUUAUAUCAUGCUAGUCAUUACAUGCGCGUGUGUGUCUGAUGAUCUCCAUAUUUUACAGAAGUCUUUCAAUGCUCUAACCCCACACGAGCACUAGGUUCAUGAAAAGUAGUCAUAUCUGCUAGUCAUCACGUGUACUGGUUUGUCUGCUGAUCUCCAUUAUUGUGUUUUUUACAUUUACACACAAGUAUAUACAUGUAGGAUAUAAUUUUCAAUAAAACAUA
This is a messenger RNA of Lineus longissimus, 1419 nucleotides long. RefSeq names its product peroxiredoxin-like 2C. Lineage: Eukaryota; Metazoa; Nemertea; Pilidiophora; Heteronemertea; Lineidae. Bases 1 to 669 code for a protein of 222 amino acids. The record is from RefSeq and is a predicted model, not a curated record. The transcript has 6 exons.